Molecule: messenger RNA, 3225 nt
Organism: Ailuropoda melanoleuca (giant panda)
Lineage: Eukaryota; Metazoa; Chordata; Mammalia; Carnivora; Ursidae
Gene: TMPRSS6
Product: transmembrane serine protease 6
Exons: 18
Coding region: 190-2592 (800 amino acids)
Biological process (GO): proteolysis
Molecular function (GO): protein binding; serine-type endopeptidase activity
Source: RefSeq, a predicted model, not a curated record
CCCGGCAGAAGGCCCAUGGAGCCUGGGGCCACAGGCCACAGGGGACAAGGGCCAGACACCCUGGCCAUGGCUCUGGGCCAUUGAUCCAGCCCAGGGAGGCUGGGUGGGGGGUAGGGAGACCUUGGCCUGGACAAACAGAGGCUCUGGGGCCUGCGUGCCGGCCCGGCACCCACCUGGCACUCCCAAAGGAUGCCCGUGGCCGAGGCGCCCCAGGCAGCGGGCGGACAGGGUGAUGGAGGUGACGGAGAGGAGGCAGAGCCGGAGGGGAUGUUCAAGACUCCUGAGGACUCCAAGAGAAAAGCCCGGGACUACCUCCGCCUGGCGCCGCUGUGGCUGGCCCUUGUUGUGCUGGCUUCAGUGGGGGUCCUGCUCUGGUAUUUCCUAGGGUACAAGGCGGAGGUGACGGUCAGCCAGGUGUAUUCCGGCAGCCUCCGCGUGCUCAAUCGCCACUUCUCCCAGGACCUCGCCCGCCGGGAGUCCAGCGCCUUCCGCAGUGAAACUGCCAAAGCCCAGAAGAUGCUCAAGGAGCUCAUCGCCAGCACCCGCCUGGGUACUUACUACAACUCCAGCUCAGUCUACUCCUUUGGGGAGGGACCUCUCACCUGCUUCUUCUGGUUCAUCCUCCAAAUCCCCGAGCACCGCCGGCCGAUGCUGAGCCCCGAGGUGGUGCGGGCCCUGCUGGUAGAGGAGCUGCUGUCCACGGCCAACAGCUCGGCCCCCGCCCCCUACAGGGCCGAGUAUGAGGUGGACCCCGAGGGCCUGGUGAUCCUGGAAGCCAGCGUGAAAGACAUAGUUGCACUGAACUCCACGCUGGGCUGCUACCGCUACAGCUACGUGGGCCAGGGCCAGGUCCUCCGGCUGAAGGGGCCCGACCACCUGGCCUCCAGCUGCCUGUGGCACCUGCAGGGCCCCAAGGACCUCAUGCUCAAACUCCGGCUCGAGUGGAAGCUGGCCGAGUGCCGGGACCGGCUGGCCAUGUAUGACGCGGCUGGGCCCCUGGAGAGGAGGCUCAUCACCUCGGUCUACGGCUGCAGUCGUCAGGAGCCGGUAGUGGAGGUCCUGGCGUCCGGUGCUGUCAUGGCGGUGGUCUGGAAGAAAGGCCUACACAGCUACUAUGAUCCCUUUGUGCUCUCCGUGCAGCCUGUGGCCUUCCAGGCUUGCGAGGUGAACCUGACCCUGGAGGGCCGUCUGGAGCCGCAGGGCGUCCUCAGCACGCCUUACUUCCCCAGCUACUACUCGCCCAGUACCCACUGCUCCUGGCACCUCACGGUGCCCUCUCUGGACUACGGCUUGGCCCUCUGGUUUGACGCCUAUGCUCUGCGGAGGCAGAAGUAUGACCUGCCGUGCACCCAGGGACAGUGGACAAUCCAGAACCGGAGGCUGUGUGGCCUGCGUACCCUGCAGCCCUACGCCGAGAGGAUCCCCGUGGUAGCCACUGCCGGCAUCACGGUCAACUUCACAUCCCAGAUCCCCCUUACCGGGCCUGGCGUGCAGGUGCACUACGGCUUGUACAACCAGUCCGAUCCCUGCCCUGGAGCGUUCCUCUGCUCUGUGAACGGACUGUGUGUGCCCGCCUGCGACGGGGUCAAGGACUGCCCCAAUGGCCUGGACGAGAGAAACUGCGUUUGCAGAGCCACAUUCCAGUGCCAAGAAGACAGCACGUGCAUCUCACUGUCCAGAGUCUGUGACCGGCAGCCUGACUGUCUCAAUGGGAGUGAUGAAGAGCAGUGCCAGGAAGGGGUGCCUUGUGGGACAUUCACCUUCCAGUGUGAGGACCGCAGCUGUGUGAAGAAGCCCAACCCGCAGUGUGACGGGCUGCCCGACUGCAGGGACGGCUCCGACGAGCGGCACUGUGACUGUGGCCUCCAGGGCCCCUCCGGCCGCAUAGUGGGCGGGGCCGUGUCUUCAGAGGGUGAGUGGCCCUGGCAGGCCAGCCUCCAGGUUCGGGGCCGACACAUCUGUGGGGGGGCCCUCAUCGCUGACCACUGGGUGAUAACGGCCGCUCACUGCUUCCAGGAGGACAGCAUGGCCUCCCCGGCGCUGUGGACCGUGUUCCUGGGCAAGGUGUGGCAGAGCUCGCGCUGGCCGGGGGAGGUGUCCUUCAAGGUGAGCCGCCUGCUCCUGCACCCUUACCACGAGGAGGACAGCCACGACUACGACGUGGCCCUGCUGCAGCUCGACCACCCAGUGGUGCGCUCAGCCGCCGUGCGCCCCGUCUGCCUGCCCGCGCGCUCCCACUUCUUUGAGCCCGGCCUGCACUGCUGGAUCACAGGCUGGGGCGCCCUGCGCGAGGGCGGCCCCACCAGCAACGGGCUGCAGAAGGCGGACGUGCAGCUGAUCCCACAGGACCUGUGCGGCGAGGCCUACCGCUACCAGGUGACACCCCGCAUGCUGUGCGCCGGCUACCGGAAGGGCAAGAAGGAUGCCUGCCAGGGCGACUCGGGAGGUCCACUGGUGUGCAAGGAGCCCAGUGGCCGCUGGUUUCUGGCGGGGCUGGUCAGCUGGGGCCUGGGCUGUGGCCGGCCCAACUACUUUGGUGUCUAUACCCGCAUCACAGGGGUGAUUGGCUGGAUCCAGCAGGUGCUGACCUGAGGAGCUCCCCUCCCUGCAGAGCUGGGGCCCACCUCCUGGACUCAGGGAGUCCAGGGCACCCGCUAGGCAGGGGAGCAAGUAUUCUGGGGGCAGCAGGGCCCCGUGGAGGCUGGAGGUAACAUCCCAUCGUCCCCCAACCUGCUCCCUGACAUCUGCCCCAGGGAGGGCAACAGGAGAAGGGCCGUUAGCUGGUGGUCAACUCCCUCUGCACCCCAGGGCCCUGACGGUCAGCAGGCCCAGCUGGAGGGGUUCACAUCCAGCCUAUUGCCUCCUGAUUCUCUCUCCUCCUUCCCCUUCCUCUGCUACUGAUUUGGGGGGGCGGGGCGGGGAAUGGUUCAGCAGUGAUAAUGGGGCUUCCGGGUCCCAACAGGGGUGCCUGAGCUCCCCUCUGCCAACGCAGAGAGCAGAUUCAGCCUGUGAACUUGAGGGGUGGGGAUGGGAGGCGCCCCCAAGGAGGGGCCCCCAGAGCCCUGGAGACAGCCAAGUGGGCCAGCUGCCACCGUAAGCCAAAGGGUGGGGGGAGCCCCGGGUCUAGGGUCCUCACCCCACCCCUACCUGCCCCUGGGCCUCCACUGCCCACUCUCACCUGGAAGUGAGCUCCAUUGCCCUGUGGAAUAAAGCCAUUCGAUCUGA